This is a messenger RNA of Trichogramma pretiosum, 4099 nucleotides long. RefSeq names its product protein bicaudal D (gene BicD). Gene Ontology annotation, cellular component: Golgi apparatus; cytosol. Lineage: Eukaryota; Metazoa; Arthropoda; Insecta; Hymenoptera; Trichogrammatidae. The coding region runs from base 673 to 3057 and encodes 794 amino acids. The record is from RefSeq and is a predicted model, not a curated record. Gene Ontology annotation, biological process: microtubule anchoring at microtubule organizing center; regulation of microtubule cytoskeleton organization; protein localization to organelle. The transcript is spliced from 9 exons. Gene Ontology annotation, molecular function: dynein complex binding; cytoskeletal adaptor activity; dynactin binding.
UCGCGCGGAGUAGAGCCGAGCGUCGGCAGCAGCGACACACGCCGCGGCGCACGCAUACCUCGCGCGACUUUUUGCAGCACCUCUACAGUAAUAUACACAGUCACACACACGCAGCAGAGCAGCAGCAGCAGCAGCAGCUCCGCUCCAACCAUGAUAUACCUGCGCCGCUGUACUGUGCACCUGUAAUAACAUAUAUCUUGUAAAAGUUUCUCGGAGCUGCGCGAGAUGAGCAGCCUCGUCGUCGUUGCUCCUGCUGUUGCUGUCUGCUCGGCCGACCCAUCGUCGUCAUCGUCAUCAACGCUAAGCGACGAUUUUCCAGCAGUGCCGCCGCGACGAUAACGACGCGACAAUACACAGUGAAUUACAACAGCUCGCAUUGCCCCCAGGUGUAACUCCACAUAUAUACAUACGCACGUAUCUGUAUAAGUGUCUGUAAUAUCUGUACAGCGAAGAGGCAAUUAUGCUAUCCCGGUGAGCCAGAAAACGACAGAUAAGGCAUUCGUGUACGUGCCUGGAUAGACACACGAUCACACGGCAGGAAUUUUUGGGUGCAAUAUACAAGCUGUAUAUAGAUAUAUAUACGUAAUAAAAAUAUAAAUAUCGCGAGUAUCAGUGCUGUAAUAGUCGCGAGUGUCGCCCGGAACAGCAGCAACAGCAACAGCAGCAGCGGAAAUGGGCGAGGUAGAGACGAUCGCCCUGCUGAGAUCCGAGAUCGAGCGGUUGACGCGCGAGCUCGAUGUCACCUCCACGGAGAAGGUCCAGUCGGCCCAGUACGGCCUGGCCCUGCUCUCCGAGAAGGGCAUACUGCAGGAGAGGUGCAACGAGCUCGAGCACCUCUACGAGAGCACCAAGCACGAGCUCGACAUCACGCAGGAGGCAUUGGCAAAAUUUCAAACAACUACAAAAUUGACAACGCGCAGUGGCAUUGAACAGGAGGAAAGUUUGCUCAGUGAAAGUGCAGCGAGAGAAACAAGUUUACAAACACAAAUCAUUGACUUGGAGAAUGAAGUUAAACAGCUUCACCAAGAGUUGGAACGGGUGACUUCUGAACGAGAUCUUGCAUUCAGAGAGAAGGACAAAUUAAGCGAUGAGUGCUCAAAAGCAAAAACUGACCGCCUUCAUUUAUCGAGUGAGCUGAAAGAAACUGUUGCUAGGGAGCAACGAUUAUUAGGAGAAUUGCAUGAACUCGAUGAGGAUUAUACAUCUCUUCACAAGACAUUAUCAACUAUGCAACAGAGUUUGUCAGAAUUUGAGGUUGCCAAACAUGAAGUUGGAAGAUUGACAGAGGAAGUUGAAUAUCUCAACAGCCAAGUAGAAGAGUUGACAAACUUGAAGCAAAUCGCUGAUAGGCAAAUGGAAGAAGCAAUAGAAUCUUUACAAGCUGAAAGAGAAGCCAAAAAUAUGCUCAAAAAAGAACUUGAUCACAAAAUGAAUAGUGAAUCGCACUACAACUUAAGCAAUCUUCUCUCAAUUCAUGGUAUGCCCAAUGAUAAUACCAUGGGCAGUGACUGUGAAGAUGAUUCUUCAGUUUUGAGAAGAAUAGAAGAAGAUUUAAAAUCACAUGAACCUGGAACGUCAGCACCUUCUAAACCGGUUGAUUUAUUCUCUGAGAUCCAUUUGAAUGAAUUGAAAAAACUUGAAAAACAACUUGAAGCUGCAGAAGCAGAAAAACUUAUACUCUCUCAAAACUUGAAAGAGUCACAGUCAUCUGUUGAUAAGAGUCAAGCAGAAUUAGAAAAUUUUACAGCGCGUAUUAUUCAAUUAGAUUCUCAUGUGAAAACUUUACAACAUAUUUACUCAAAAUUGCCUGAACAGCAAAAGAGUAAUACUUUGGAAAAACUUGACUUGGCUAUUGUACAAUAUCGCCAAUGGAGUGAGAUGUCUGCUCAAGAAGUCCAAGAACUUCAGAACAAUUUGAAUGAUAUUGAAAAAGGGCUUAGAAUUUCCGAUUCUACUCAACAUUUGAAAACAGAACUCACUAAUUUACGUAACAAGCUUCUGGACACAGAACAAAGAAGUAUGCUGCUAGAAUCAGAUGUCAAUACAUUGUCAAAACUCGCUGCAGAAGCUGGAAGUUCUCUUGAAUCAGCACAAAAUGAUCUUCAAAACAUUUCAGAUGAAAUAUCACAGCUUUAUCACCACGUUUGUACAGUAAAUGGAAAAACACCAGCACAGGUCAUACUGGAUCAUGAAAAAACUAUCCCUGGAUCUGGAGAAGAAAACAAUCAAAUUGAAUGGUGCAGAACUUUGUUCAAAACAGAUAUCAAAAUUAAAGAUCUCGAGAGUCUUAGUAAAGCAAAUGAAAUUAAUAAGAGCAUCGCAACAACUACAGAUCAAAUCAAGUACUUGAAAAAAGCUGUAGAGCACACUAUUGAGCUAUCUAAAGCUAAUGGUAUUAGAACUGGAAUGUGCAGCACUUGUGAAGCUUCUGAGAAUGGCAAUAAGGAAAUAGCAGAUCUUCAAGAGCAAGUCAUCCGAUUGAAAUCGUUGCUAUCUGCGAAACGAGAACAAAUAGCAACUCUGAGAACAGUAUUGAAAUCCAAUAAGAAUACCGCCGAAGUGGCGUUAAGCAAUCUCAAGAGCAAAUACGAAAAUGAAAAGACCAUUGUGAACGAGACGAUGGUCAAGUUGAGAAACGAGCUUAGGACAUUGAAAGAGAACGCAGCCACCUUUUCGAGUCUGCGAGCCAUGUUCGCGGCGCGCUGCGAGGAGAACGCGACCCGCGAGCUCGAGCUGCAGCACCAGCUGGCCGUCGCCGAGGAGGACCGCAAGACCCUGAACCAGCUGCUGCGACUCGCGGUCGAGCAGAAGCUCCACCUGACGAUGAAGGUCGAGGAGCUGGAGGUCGACCGGGAGAUGCGCAGCACGAGACGCCACCCGAACAGCGGCACCGGAGGCGGUGGCGCGGGUGGUGGCGGCGGCGGAGGAGUCGGAGUCGGAGGAGCAGGCGGAGGCGGAGGCGGCGGUGGCAACGCCGUGGGCAACGGCAGCCGUGGCCGAGGCGGCCGCCUCAAUCACUAUCAGAACCGUCCCAAUCAGGGUAGAGACUUUUUCUAGAAAAUAAUCAAGAUGUGGAGCAAGACGAUGUACUACCGACAGCAGCAGCAGCAGCAACGAUCCGGUAAGCCGGACGCGGCGCCCCAGCCAGAGAGAUAUUAAUAUAAAUAACACGAUAUCGUCUCUCUGCUCCACGUCGUGCAAUAUCACACUUUUUUCUCUCUCUCACUCUCUCUUUCUCUCUGCCUCUUGUUAAAUACGAUGGCAUCGGGGAGGGAAUUUCUCCGAUGCCCAAGUCCAUUUACUCGAAAUAAUAUUAUAUACUUAUUUAUAUAUUACAUAUUAUAUAUAAUAAAAAUAGUUUCGCGAGCGCCCACGUGGGUGUCGGACGUGCGAUGUGAAACAUUUUUUUAGAUCGUUUUGAAGUGCACUCUGCGCGAAUGUGAGAUUUUUUAAACACGAUGACUGUGCGGUAGAAAUGAAUUGAAACGAGAAAUUUUUAAAAACUUAUGCUCUUAUUAUGUAUGAUUACGCAGCGAUUAUUAUGUUAUUUAUUUACAGUUAUGAAAUCAAAGAGAGAUAGUAUUCCGUUCCAGUUGUAUUUUUUUUUUUUUUUCUAUGAAACUUUUUUAUUUUUAUACUUUCUUGUGUCUACUUUUCGAUUAGAGAUUCAUUGUUUCAGUUUCGAGUGACGUAAUAAUACGAAUCUGUCAAUUAAAGAAUUAGCUGCGAGCGAAAUUGGGCAAUGAAAUCUUACCGCAAAGUAUUCGCAAGUUGCGAUUUGUGCUCUUAUUCGAUUCGAUUAUACCAAUGAAAAACUCAGAUAUACACACAUAUAUUUUUUAUAAAUUAUCAAAUGAAUUCAUUAAAUCUGCCUUGUAAAAUAUUUUAUUUAUACAUAAGGCUGGCAGCUACACUAACAUUGUAUAAUCAAUUUUAAGUAUGUUAUAAUUUUUACGCAUUAAGUUUCAAUCGAUCACGAUAAUGAUUUUGAUUAGUGCAAAAGUAUACUUGUAUACAUGUUAAUACACGAGACAUCCGAAUGGUCCCUCUGCACGCGAAAUUUGCCAAAUGUCAGGGCUAAUCGAUAGCGAGUGAGAGA